AUGUCGUCAACAAUAGAGGCGCCUCAGGCGGCGGCAGCGGCACCACCAGCAGCAGCAACAACAGCAGGAGAGUCAUCUCACCAAGGUCAGGGACAGGUGCAGGGUCAAAAGAAGUGGCAGAACGGCGGCAACAAGCCCAAUGGCAACAAGCGUUCGUUCCAGGGCGGCCAAGGAGGCGGAAGGGGCAAGGACAAGCAGCGCAAGUCGAAGCGUGAGAGGAACAUCACCGAGGGGUCGUCCGAGGAGGUCUUGGCUUUCGACGUGCAAGCUCUCAUCGCAUUGCGCAAGGAGUCUCUCCCCGAUGCACCGGCACCGGCACCGACGGCAGGCGAGGAGGUAAAGGACACGGCAGAAAACGGAGAGACGCAGACCGAGACCCAAGCACCCUCAGAAACCCUCCCAGAAACCUUUACCGAAAUCGAAGUAGAAGUCCACGCAAUCUCCUCAACGGGAGACGGUCUCGGCUUCCAGCUAGGUUCGAACUCGACACAAGUCUACGUUGUCCCCUUCGUCGCACCUGGCGACAUCGCAAAAGCAAAGGUCAUCAGACACGUCCGUGAGGAGUCCUACUCAGUAGCCGACUUCGUCUCCGUCGUCAAGGCGGGCCCCCUCCGCGACGACGCCCGCGUCAACUGCAAGUACUUUUCCCAGUGCUCCGGCUGCCAGUUCCAGAUGCUCGACUACGACACCCAGCUGGCGCACAAGCGCUCCAUCGUUGACAAGGCGUACAAGAACUUCUCCAACCUGAACCCGGACCUGGUCCCGUCCAUCAGGGAUACCAUUGGCAGUCCUCUGCAGUACGGGUACCGCACCAAGCUCACGCCGCACUUUGACGGCCCCCCAGGGCACCACAAGAGGAACAAGCCCAAGCAGGCGCUGAGCAAGGUCCCCGAGAUUGGAUUCAACGCCAAGGGCCGCCGUCAUGUUCUGGAUAUCGAGGACUGCCCUAUUGGAACAGACGCCGUUCGCCUGGGCAUGAAGCGCGAGCGCGAGCGCAUCGCCAGGGACUUUGGCAACUUCACAAAGGGCGCCACGAUUCUCCUCCGCGAGAGCACGAAACGCUACCCAAAGAAGGAAGAAGAACAACCCCCCGCAGAAACACCCUCCGACGCAGUCCGCGUCGAGACAGACACCCACGUAGACAUCAAAACCUGCCUCUCCGCCACGGGCGCAAUGUCGAGCGAGUACAUUGACAACUACCUCUUCACCAACCCCGCAAACUCCUUUUUCCAAAACAACAACUCCAUCCUCCCCAAAUUCACCCAGUACAUCCGCGACCACGUCAUGCCCCCCGCCGGCCCCCACCGCGACCGCAUCAAGUACCUCAUCGACGCCUACUCCGGCUCCGGCCUCUUCACAAUCACCCUCGCCUCCCUCUUCACGGGCUCCACGGGCAUCGACAUUGCCAAGGACUCCAUCGAGUGCGCCCGCAAAAACGCCCGCCUCAACAACCUCCCCGAGUCGCAGUGCAACUUCCUCGCCGCCGAUGCGCCCCAGCUGUUCAAGCAGGUCACAUACCCGGCCGACGAGACCGUCGUCGUCAUCGACCCGCCGCGUAAAGGUUGCGAUAACGACUUCUUGAGCCAGCUGCUGGCGUUUGGGCCGAGAAGGGUCGUGUACGUGAGUUGCAACGUCCACACGCAGGCGCGCGAUGUGGGUGUGCUGGUGCGCGGGGACGGCGGGGAUGGCACAAAGUACGAGAUUGAGAGUAUCGUGGGCUUCGACUUCUUCCCGCAGACGGGACACGUCGAGGGAGUGGCGGUGUUGAACAGGGUCGAGAAGAGUGCUUGA
This is a messenger RNA of Colletotrichum acutatum, 1791 nucleotides long. Its product is annotated as S-adenosyl-L-methionine-dependent methyltransferase. Gene Ontology annotation, molecular function: tRNA (uracil(54)-C5)-methyltransferase activity, S-adenosyl methionine-dependent. The coding region runs from base 1 to 1791 and encodes 596 amino acids. Lineage: Eukaryota; Fungi; Ascomycota; Sordariomycetes; Glomerellales; Glomerellaceae. The transcript is spliced from 2 exons. The record is from RefSeq and is a predicted model, not a curated record. Gene Ontology annotation, biological process: tRNA processing.